GUAUCCUUGUACUUUUGUACUCAAGCGGUAAAGCCAGACAAAAAAAAAAAGAUGGUCGGCGACUCCAUUGCUCAGAAAAUGAAAAUGAGAAAACCCUUCAGCUUGUCAUCAUUCAUCGAAUAAUCACCAAAAAAAAAGAAAAAAAGAAAAAUGACACAAAUUCAUUACCAACAGUUCCGACAGGCUGGCACUGGAACGAUUGAACAAGUUUGUGUCAGAAUUGAUUCCACCUCUCGAAGCAAUGGCGACUUGACAUUCUAUGUGGAUUUGACGGACAUUCGAGACAUGUUUCCAGAGGCAAUACAUUUCAAAUCCGAUGGAGAUCCCAUCCCAUUCCUUGAAGACUCUAAUGGCAACAGAAUCGAACCUCCACGCAUUGCUUUCUAUCCUCACAAGAUCCUGGACAUCAUUACGGGAACGUCGCAGUCCAGCAAUAGUAAUAUUGUCACUAACUUGUCUUCCUUGGAGGAACCACAACAACAGGAGACUAAGGAGAAGAGUAAUGAGAUACCUAAAGAACUCCAACGUCAAGCCCUCGACAGACUUGCUAUCCUUCAAAAGCAUGUUAACGCCAUCCUCGUCCAGAGCCUUGAGCUACACGAGUGUCCAAUCCCGCGACUUUUUAUUAUUUUACCUAUCCAGCAGACCGAGUGGAAUCCAAGGAAUAUCUUGAAAAAGAAGUUUCGCCUUUAUUUCCUCUGUGAAUGUGGGGAUCACUCCGCAACGACAAGCAGCCAGAGCCAAAUCCAUAUUGCCAACCAUAAUGGAUAUGAAGUUCGAAGCAGUAUGGAGUUUUAUCGCAAGUAUGGAAAAUACAUGCUCACCCUUUUACACUGUCUCAAGGAUACAUCGUCUCCGACGGCUUCUCUGGCACCAAUCCCGAAUGUCGAUGCCGCUAUCAACUACUCGGUCAAAUAUAUGGAAGCGCUUUCCAAUGUACAUCCGGUCUUGAGCAACAUCACCACAAUUGAUGACUAUAAGGUACUUGAAGAAGCCGAUCUUCGACAACUGGGAACAUUCUUUCAAACAAAUGAUGAAGGCAAUCAACUUGGUAACUUGUACAGGAUCACGACCGAAGCAGGUCAUGUCAAAUGGGUUUGUCUCGAUCACUAUCGCUCGACAUAUAGAGAAGCAGAACAGAAAGCGUUCGAAAAAGCAGUGGAGUUGAAUGGCGGUGAAUAUGACUCGUACCUUGGCAAAGUGACCAUCACAUUGAAAUCCAAAACCACAGCUGAAGAAUUCUUCAAUGCGCUGACCAAUGCAAGACGUGUUUACGAGUUGGAUAUCAUCUUUAACUGGAAUUGGACCAAAGCUGAUCUUGAAGCUUUGGAGGAAGUAUUAAAUAAGUCAAGUAUAUCGGCCCUUCGACUUGAACUCGGAGAGUUCCAAGAAAGCACCACCGAGAAAUUACUUUCGACAUCCUCGCGAUAUGGAAUGCUUGUUCACAUCACAAAACUUAGCAGCAUGAAGACGAUCCAUAUUGUUUUACCUCCGAACACUAUAAAGGUCCCCAGUUUACAGCUCAGCAGGCCACCACACCUUCAAAAACUAACUAUUGAGAUGAAGCCUCGAUUGAUUAACACUAGUGACUUUCAAUCACUCGCAAAUAUACUCAAGACCGAUACUGCUAUAACCAUGUUGAACUUGAGGGAUAAUUCAGUUAUGGUUGAAGGAGCUCUGGCACUGUCAGAGGCACUCAAGGCCAACAGAUGUUUGACUACUUUGAACUUGAGGAACAACUUAAUUGGAGAUAAAGGAGUCAUGGCACUAUCAGAGGGACUCAAGGCUAACAGGACUUUGACCACACUAGAUUUGAUGGGCAACUCCAUUGGGAAGGAAGGAGCUCUUGCACUGUUAGAAGUGCUCAAGACCAAUACAACUUUGGUCACUUUGGACUUGGAGUACGACUCGCUUGGGAAGGAAGGAAUUCUGUUGCUGUCGAAGACGAACACAACCUUGACUUCUUUGAACUUCAGAUUUAAUGCAAUUGGGAAGGAAGGAGCACUUGCACUGCCAGAGGCACUCAAGGCUAACAUUACCCUGACUGCUUUGGACUUGCGGUACAACUCAGUUGGGAAGGAAGGAGCUCUUGCGCUGUCAGAGGCACUCAAAGCUAAGACAGCCUUGACUACUUUGGACCUGCAGGGCAACUCAAUUGGGUAUGAAGGAGCACUUGCACUGUCAGAGGCACUCAAGGUUAACACAGUCUUGACUACUCUGAACUUGGAAGACAACUCAAUUGGGAAGGAAGGAACUCUUGCGCUGUCAGAGGCACUCAAGGCUAACAUUACCCUGAAUACUUUGCUCUUGUUCAGCAACUCCAUUGGGAAUGAAGGAGCUCUUGCACUAUCAGAGGCACUCAAGGCUAUCACAGCCUUGACUACUUUGGACUUGUCCAAUAACUUAAUUGAGAAUGAAGGAGCGCUGGCAUUGUCAGAGGCACUCAAGAUUAACACAACUUUGGCUACUCUGAACUUGGAAGGCAACUCAAUUGAGAAGGAAGGGGCUUUUGCACUGUCAGAGGCACUUAAGGUUAACACAACCCUGGCUGCUUUGAACUUGUCGCGCAACUCAAUUGAGAAGGAAGGAGCACUUGCACUGUCAGAAGCACUCAAGAAUAACACCGCUUUGACUACCCUGAACUUGGAAGGCAAUUCAAUUGGGAAUGAAGGUGCUCUUGCACUGUCAGAUGCGCUCAAGGCUAACACAGCCUUGACUGCUUUGGACCUGCAGGGCAACUCAAUUGGGUACGAAGGAACUCUUGCAUUGUCAGAGGCACUUAAGGCUAACACUAUCCUGACUACUUUAGACUUGUUCAGCAACUCAAUUGGGAAUGAAGGUGCUCUUGCACUGUCAGAGGCGCUCAAGGCUAACACAACUCUGAACGCUUUGGACUUGUCCAAUAACUUAAUUGGAAAGGAAGGAACACUUGCACUGUCAGAGGCACUCAAGAAUAACAUCGCUUUGACUACCCUGAACUUGGAAGGCAACUCAAUUGAGAAGGAAGGGGCUCUUGCACUGUCAGAGGCACUCAAGGUUAACACAACCCUGGCUGCUUUGAAUUUGUCGCACAACUCAAUUGAGAAGGAAGGAGCUCUUGCACUGUCAGAGGCACUCAAGGCUAACACAGCCUUGACUACUUUGAACUUGCAGGACAACUCAAUUGAGGAGGAAGGAGCGCUUGCACUGUCAGAUGCACUCAAGGUUAACACUAUCCUGACUACUUUGAACUUGCGGGACAACUCAAUUGGGGAUGAAGGAGCACUUGCACUGUCAGAGGCACUCAAGGCUAACACAACCCUGAACGCUUUGGACUUACCCAAUAACUUAAUUGGAAAGGAAGGAGCAUUUGCACUGUCAGAGGCACUCAAGGCUAACACAGCUUUGACUACUCUGAACUUGGCAUGCAACUCAAUUGGAGCUGAAGGAGCAAUUGCACUGUCAAAGGCACUCAAGGCUAAUACAACCCUGACUACUUUGAACUUGUGGUGCAACUCAAUUGGGGAUGAAGGAGCUCAUGCGCUAUCGAAGGCACUGAAGAAUAGCACCACUUUGACUGUAGCAGUCUAAAUGAUAGCAGGUUGGAUGACUUGAGCAUCAUAAUGAUGUUUGAAUAUUAUUCAGUCC
This is a messenger RNA of Lobosporangium transversale, 3627 nucleotides long. RefSeq lists its product as hypothetical. Lineage: Eukaryota; Fungi; Mortierellomycota; Mortierellomycetes; Mortierellales; Mortierellaceae. The coding region runs from base 151 to 3570 and encodes 1139 amino acids. Gene Ontology annotation, molecular function: protein binding. The transcript has 2 exons. The record is from RefSeq and is a predicted model, not a curated record.